AUGGGACUCCCCACGCCUUCUGUAGGACCUGAGAUCGCCGAGGUCCAGAGGGUUUUGGAAAAGUCGGGACUCGAGUACACACUUAACGAUAUCCUCAUGCGACCCAGAUGGGAUGGAGCAGUUCUGACGGCGCAUAGCGGUUAUGGAACCAACGUCGAAGGCCCUUGGGACGCAGUGAUGAAAACCAUCGGUGACUGCCAUAACGCUGUGCAUGCUUUGGGAACACCUAGAAUUGCGACGGACAUCCGAAUUGGUACCCGAACCGACAAAUCCAUCUCAUCGGGCGGUAACGAGGGCAAGAAGAAGCGCGUGGAAGACAUCUUGGCGGCUCAGAAACAGAAGCAGUAA
Molecule: messenger RNA, 348 nt
Organism: Cryptococcus amylolentus CBS 6039
Lineage: Eukaryota; Fungi; Basidiomycota; Tremellomycetes; Tremellales; Cryptococcaceae
Exons: 3
Coding region: 1-348 (115 amino acids)
Cellular component (GO): cytosol
Source: RefSeq, a predicted model, not a curated record